CUCAUCCGCAGCCAGGAAAGACGCUCCGCGUCGUGAACGCGUCGAUGCCGGCCGCACCGCCCCCCAUGCGGUCGCUCCUCGCGCCGCCGGGGUUCACGCCGCACAGCCAGCGCCGCCAACCCGCCGCCAACCCGUUCGCGACGCCCUUUGACGACGACGCGCGCGCGUCGAGCCCCGAGGCCGGCAUCGCAGGCGUCGGCGCGAACAACCGCCAGUUCGAGAGCCCGUUCACGGCCAUCGCGAUAUGACUGCCCCCCGGCCGCGCGCUAACCCGCCCGACGCUGGCUUUGGCUUUGGCUUUUUGACGACACUCACGCCCCUCUCGAGACUCGCAGUAUCUUACCUUGUGUUCGUAGACUAAUCUUCCGCGCUCGCGCACUCAUGACGUCCACGUAUCCGCGUAUCUAUAGCAUUAGUGUAUAUCCGCCCACCGCAUGCACCGGCAUGCGUCCGCCAUUAUUGUAUACGAGCACACAUACACACACACACACACACGUACAACAGCCUGUAUUGUUACUUCAUCGUUCUUUUUGCUUCUCGUCCUGCUGGGUUUACUGGACUGUAUUAGCAUCCACUCGCUUGUCGUUGACUCUUGUUCGGUGUAUACUAAGCGCGAAUGCACAAGAGUUUUUUGUGUUUGUUU
Messenger RNA from Heterobasidion irregulare TC 32-1, 643 nucleotides. RefSeq names its product lignin medium expressed protein 11 (gene lep11). The transcript has a single exon. The record is from RefSeq and is a predicted model, not a curated record. NCBI's taxonomy places the organism in Eukaryota, Fungi, Basidiomycota, Agaricomycetes, Russulales, Bondarzewiaceae. Bases 66 to 248 code for a protein of 60 amino acids.